AUGUUGUGCUACAAGAGGAGGUCGACUAGACCAUCAAAUUCAUCAUCAACAUCAUCACAAGCAACAACAUUAACAGCCACAAAGUCACCACCACAACCAAAGGCACCAGAGACAAAGGUGGAGAAUCAUCCACAAUUCCUGGUAGAGACAGCUAACCCUCGACCACCAGUACUGCUGACAACAGCCAUUACGGAUUCACUUGAUCGCUGGGGUAGGGUUGUCACUGCUCGAGCAUUGCUGGAUCAAGGAUCCGAGAUUUCACUGGUGUCGGAGGCUCUGGCAAAUAGACUAGGACUUAGUCGAACGUCAUCACGUCUUGCUGUGGUUGGCAUUGGCCAACAUACAAUGCAGGCAAGAGGUGCGAUUGACAUUAAGGUGAUAUCGAGAGUGUCACCAUAUAAAGGUCUAGUGAAGGCAUUGGUAAUGCCAAAACUAACAGGGUUAUUACCAUCAGUUGCGAUUCCCAAGCAAUUGCGAGACAGCUGGGCCCACAUAAAACAUCUUCAGCUUGCUGAUCCUGAGUUUUAUGUACCAGCUCCAAUUGAUGCUAUCUUUGGUGAUGUAAACAGCACAGUACUAAAAGAUGGUGUCAAAAAAUUUCCAGAGGGUCAACCAACCGCUCAGAGUACAGAGCUCGGUUCGGUUUUAUCUGGUAGUACCCUGAAUUUGGGAAAUAAUACCUCUCUCUGUACAGCAUCAAAAAAUUAUCAUCAAGGAGUUUCCUGUCAGAGAGAGGAAGAGUUGUACAACCUUGUCAAAAGAUUUUGGCUGCAAGAAGAGCAGUUUGACACUACAGAGUCAUCAGGAUUUUCUGAUCACAUCUGUAUGAGUUAUUUCAUAUCAAAUUACGAGAGAGAUACUCAUGGUCGUUUUGUGGUAAGGUAUCAAUUUAAAAAACCUGUAGACACUUUUGGUAACUCGUUUGAGUUAGCAUUGAGAAUGCUUCAUAACCAAGAAAAGAGAAUGGUCAAAAAUCCAACUCAUCAACAGGCAUAUUGUGAAUUCAUGACUGAGUAUGAAUCACAGGGUCACAUGGUAAAAGCAUCACCUGUUGAAGACCAUUCUAAGUGUUAUUAUUUACCACAUCACAGUGUCAUAAAAGAGUCGAGUACAUCAACAAAAUUGAGAGUUGUAUUCAAUGGUUCACAAAAAACAAAUACAGGGGAAUCAUUGAAUGACAACUUAUACGAGGGUCCAAAGUUAUUAAAUUCUCUGGUAUCAGUCCUGACACAGUGGAGAAAGUCACGUUUUGUCUUUUCUUGUGAUAUCAGGCAAAUGUUCAGGCAGAUCUUAAUACAUCCUGAGGAUCGAAAAUAUCAGAGAAUACUUUGGAGAGAUACACUCGACUCACCAGUUCAAGAGUAUGAGCUUACCACGGUAACUUAUGGUACCAAGCCAGCCCCAUUCCUGGCUUUGGCUACAUUGAGACAGCUUGAACUGGAAGAGGGAGAUAAGUUUCCACUUGUAAAGUCGGCAAUAUCACAAGGAUCAUAUAUGGAUGAUAUAUAUGUUGGUGCUGACAAUUUACAACAAGGAAUUGACAAGGCUGUACAAAUUCAAAAGAUGCUUCACUCUGGUGGUUUUGAAUUGCGAAAAUGGAUAAGCAAUUCAAAGGAGUUACUAUGCAAUAUCCCAAAGGAUUUCCACGAGAAAUCAACCAACUAUUUGAGUGAAGAUCAUGAGAUUUUCAGGACACUUGGGCUUAACUGGGAUACGACGUCUGACUGUUUUAGUUACAUUCCUAUAAGAUUCAAGGAGCCUAAAACAGUUACUAAAAGAGUCAUGUUAGCUCAAGUGGCUCAAAUUUUUGACCCACUUGGCUGGAUUUCCCCAGUAGUUGUAAGGGGUAAAUUAUACAUGCAGUCAUUGUGGAAAAUCAAACUUGAUUGGGAUGAGCAAAUUCCUGAGAAUUUAUUGGGUCCAUGGAGAGAUUUUAUCUCGCAACUGAGUCAUUUAUCAGAGAUAAAAAUACCACGGUGGUUGAAUAUCACACCAACAGUCACUUCAAUGGAGAUUCAUGGAUUUGGUGAUGCAUCUGAUGCAGCAAUUGGUGCUGUGGUUUACUUGGUGACUAUUGAUUCUCUUGGUGUUGCUAAGAGUACUAUAAUAGCAUCCAAGUCGAAACUUGCACCUAUCAAAUCAGACUCCAACAGCUCCAAUAAGAAGAAAUAUAAAGUUUCAACACCAAGAUUGGAGUUGUCAGCAGCAGUACUGUUGGUUAAAUUAGUGAGAGAUAUUGAACAGAGUUUGGAUUGUCAGUCAGCAAGCAUACACUUGUGGACUGACUCAUCCAUUACAUAUUACUGGAUAACUGGUGACGUUAAUCGUUGGAAAACAUUUGUCUAUAAUAGAGUGGUAUUCAUACAAAAUACAUUGACACAGGCAACCUGGGAUCACGUACCAGGUGAAGAUAAUCUAGCUGAUGUAGUAUCACGUGGUACAUCGUCAUCACAAUUAUAUACAGAUUUAUUGUGGUGGCAGGGUCCAGCUUGA
Messenger RNA from Aphidius gifuensis, 2493 nucleotides. RefSeq lists its product as uncharacterized. The coding region runs from base 1 to 2493 and encodes 830 amino acids. Lineage: Eukaryota; Metazoa; Arthropoda; Insecta; Hymenoptera; Braconidae. The transcript is spliced from 2 exons. The record is from RefSeq and is a predicted model, not a curated record.